Messenger RNA from Cuscuta epithymum, 21790 nucleotides. The record is from the annotation of a GenBank genome assembly. NCBI's taxonomy places the organism in Eukaryota, Viridiplantae, Streptophyta, Magnoliopsida, Solanales, Convolvulaceae.
CCGGAAGGCAAACAACCAAAAUCAGUGGGACAAAUGCCGGGGAACAUUUGCCGUUAUUUUAUUAAUAUGAGCUUGAGUACAAAGGAGAGGGGGGCCAAACCAAAACCUCUCUUCAGAGGCAUACCUCUGAAAAAUACAUGAUCGAGUAAGUGAAAGAAAAGUAAAUUUUGGGGGGGCUAGACCUGACCCAAAAUAAAUACACAAAACAAAAUGAAAACAGGGAAAACCAAAAGGAUUCGAGGGGACCAUACCUUACCCGAACCACAUACAGAAAAAGACUAAUAAAGCCGAAAAGAAGGAACACAAAAAAGAUCCAUGAAGUAGGCUUUUUUAGCUAGAUGUGGUAGAUCUCUUGGCCUAUUGAAAAAAUGGAUCGGGCCUGAAUGGUAUUUAGCAAGAUAAUGCGCAGCCCAAUUAGCAUCUCUCGUAACUAGCCCGAAUGAAACUCCUUCCUUAAUCGCAAGCUGUAGACUUUCCUGAAUCAUGUAUCUACAUCUUCGCACCUCUUGACCUUCCAAGAAUGAAAAAGCCAGGGCAGAACCCGUCUUUAUCUUGAAUCUACCGAACCCGUCGUGGAUCGCCCAGCCCAGAACUGUUGAGAUAGCCUUUAUCUCAGCAUCGAGGGGAGAGGAGGCCUCCAAUUCGAAGCUAAUUCCCCAUAUCAGCUCACCUUUUUUAUUCCGAAGAAUAGCUCCACCUGUUGCACUUCCAGAUAAGUAUCGUGCAUCUACAUUUAAUUUCAUACCCACCCUAGGCUUAUGCCAUUUGAUUGCUUGAACUUUGUAAUCCUGCUUGCGAAAGUCUCUGAAAGAAUAAGAUGCUCCUCAUAAAGAAUAUUGUCAACUGAGCGAAAUUUCUUAUCUCUGAAAGAAUAAGACCAAGCCUGAUUGUGAUCUUUUAUAGAUAGAAUGAUUUGCUCAGUUGAAGGUAUAAGAUUACCCUCCCCCCAAAUUUGAUUGGAAUAAAUUUUCCAAAUGUGCCAGCAUAUUAUUCCUGAGAUAUUGUGUCUGAAAACAUCCAUCAAGCCUUUCGACCCUGCUUUAAGCCAAAUGUUUAUGAAAAUCUGAGUAAUAGGGCUGGAGGGACUAGGUAUAGGAAUACUCAACAAAUUCAUAAAAUAAAACCAAAUCGGCUUUAUGUUUUUGCAGUAAUAGAAAACAUGCUCCAAAGAGUCAUUAUUGUUUCUACAAAUUGGGCAUAUAGACGGGUUAAGCACCACAUGCAACCUGCUAAGCUUCUUAGGGAAGGGAAGAAUCCCUUUGAUAAUUUUCCACUGCAUAAGCUUUAUUUUUAAUUCUUGCCUAGGGUUCCACAGAUGUUUGAAUGAUAGAGUAGGUGUGAGAUGGUGUCUAACUUCAUUAUAUGCUGACUUUAUUGUAAACUGACCAUUGGAUUCUUCAUUCCAGAUUAAUUCCCUAGAAGGUGUUUCAGAGCAUAAUGAGGAGGCAUAGUCAUGUAUAUGGCAAAUUCUUCUCGAGACUGAUGAAUCGGUCACUCUAGGUUAACUCUCAGAUAUAUGAUUGGAAGAGUGGCCUUACUCAUUCCAAGAAGUUCUUUGAUAUGAUUCAUGCGGGGUAAUGACGUUUUUCCACAAAGGAAAGAGCUUUUAUCAAGGUUUAUGGUCUGCCCUAAAGUCUGCUGGUAAUCCUUCAAAAACUUGUUAAAAUUAAGGAUUGAUCUAGCUUUUCCAUUAAUGAAAAUUAGCAAAUCAUCAGCAAAACCCAAAUGCGAAAUUGGAAAACCAUGAGCCCCCAUCCAAUAUGUCUUAAUCUAUCCUUGAUUUAUCAAAAAAUUAAUCCCCCUAGAAAAGGCCUCACUUGCAAUGAUAAAAAUGAAAGGUGAUAAGGGAUCUCCUUGUUUAACCCCGAUGUUAGGCUGAAAGAAACCAAAAGGAGUUCCAUUAAUCAUAAUUGAGAGAUGUGUGGCUGGUAAAUUAUUCAUAAUCAGCGUUAUAAACCUCUUAGAGAACCCAAAUUUCAUAAGAAUGUCUGCCAUAAUCUAUUGUUGCAUUGCUAGCGCCACAUCCUGUGCCGUUCGGGCCGGCGUCGCAGGAUCCACCAUGUAUGGGACGAACUCUGCUUAGGCUGCAUCCGUUUCAUGGCGUCUUUGUAUGAAACGACCACCAUCCCCCUCGACAUACAAGAAACGUUGGCCUACAGGGUUUACCACGGGAGUUGGUUCCUUGAACUGCGCCCCAUAUCUGGGAACGUAUGGUGUCUGGUCCGUGACAGUAUGUUGCCUGCGUCUGGGUGUAUCUUCCCUCCGGUGGCCUCCCCUGCCCAUCCGCGUGUGAACCAAGGCACGGGAGGACUCCGCUUCGCCGGUUCGUUCAUCAAACGAUUGCAUGCAGCGGAUCAGAGAGGGGGGUGUACACUCAGUCUCCGCCGUGUACACGGUGCACUCUUCGUCCUGUUCGUCUGCCAUACGGCGCAUAGCCUCUGCUAACUCCCUCAUCACUCGAGGGUCUCUUCUGGCUUCCUGGGGAUCAGGUUAAUGAUAUCCCCGCCUCUACCUUGCGUCCAUUCGUUAUUGGUCCGCCUAGUAGUCAUCCAGGUGCGUGACAUUCCGCUGUUUCCCAGAUCCUCAGAUGUGUCCUAUGCUUGUUCAGAUGAAAUUCUAACCAUGUUGUUGUUGAGUUGUGAGGUGCUACUGAGUAAAGUAAGUUUCUUGGGAUUUAGUUCAAGUUACUGAGGUGAAUUCGUCUAGAUCCAGAGGAAUAACAGAGUCUUUUGAAUAUUUUUAAUGUGCUUGUGAAGAAAAGAAAAUGGGAAAGAUUAUUGAUAAGUCCGUAUUUAGACACGCAUUUGAUGCGUGUUCAGGUCGGAUUUUGAUUAUUUUCCUGGCUUUAAGGCGUUGCAAGUCUCAAUUUUGGCUCAAGUUGUGUUUAACAGGCAUUGGAUCGAGUUUCAUUGCAUUUGGAGAUGAUUUGAAGAAGUUAGAGUCCGGCAAUCGGCGCUUGAGAGGCAUUCGGGAAGGAUUUGAAGGCAUUCGAGAGAGAUUUGGAAGAUUUGGAGGUCACUGGGAGAUUCACGACGAAAUUCUGGUGAAGAAAGAGCAUUUGGGUCGACCUCGUAGGCAUUCGGGAGCAUUCGGAACGAGAAACGAAGAAAAACGAUGAAGAAAUGGUCAGGCACGGCCGUGCCUAGGGCAGGCACGAUCGUGCCUGCCAUCUGAAUUGACGCGGAGCUACUGGCAACCAGACACGAUCGUGUCCGGUGCAGGCACGAUCGUGUCUGCAUCUUUUAAACGCGCAUGUUCCGCAGGCACGGUCGCAGGCACGAUCGUGCCUGGCACCGUGCCUGGCCGCGAUUUGUCCUAAUUCGACCCGAAUUCACUGUUUUCUAUAAGUAAGGCCUUCAUACCCACUUUUGAGGUUUACGAACUUUGGAGAGAGGCCUAGGGACGAGUUUACCUGCGUUUUUUACGUUGUUUAAUCCAAGAAUCUGGGAUUCUUUGUAAGUUCAAUUCUUUAAUUAAUGACAAUUAUUUCUAUUCAUCCCAAUUCUUUUGAUUCGUCAAUUAUGAGGCGUGAGUAGUUCAAUUAGGGAUUUGGGGUUGAUGAAGGGGUUAAUCAUGAUGUAUGGCUAGAUUCUUGUCGGUUUAAUUGCAUGAAUGUCGUUUAAUUUGUGUUUGAAUAAUUUAACUGAUAUCUUUUGUAACCUAGAUGGCCACUAGAAGUACAAUUGCUUAUAGAAUAAAUUAAGAGAGAUCUAAUUUGUUCUAGGACACAUUCACACACACUUAAUCGUUCGCUAAGAGAUUAGUAGCGAUUAAGGGGCCGUAAGCUCGCUCGUUUUGGCAAUAAUUUAGGAUCUUGUCGCAUGAGAGAUCAGCCUGGACCCCUAAAUUAUUGUACUCUACGCCGCGAGAGCGGUAAGAACUUAGUAAUGAUUAGCUAGGCUCAAUUAAAUUAAAUUCAUGUGAUUAGGCCUGUUUUGCCAGAAAUCUGGUUAACCCCGGAAUCAAUUCCUGUUCCCUUUGUCGUUAAUUAAGGAAAACCAAAUCUUUUUAUUCGCUCAUUAGCAUUAGUUUUAGUUUAAUCAAUCAACCAAUCUCGCACAACUGCAUUUUUAAUUUUAUUUAUUUCUUUUUAAUCGCUAAAUUUAGUUAAUCUUUAUUUCCCUUUUGUCCGUCCCUGUGGAGACGAUACUCGUACUUUACACCACUUUUCUACAACCAUUUUUAGUGCGAGAAAACACACAUCAGUUUUUGGCGCCGUUGCCGGGGACGGUGUCGGUUUUGAGGGUUAAUUAACUUUAGCGACUUGUUUUUAGUUUUUCGUAGGAUUUUUGUCUGCUAACCUUGCAGGUCAGAUCUGUUUAUGCAUACACGCUCUAAGAAGGGAGAAUCACUAGUCCCUCUUAAUCCUGAGAUCGAGAAGCUAGCUAAGCAGAACCGCAAGGCUUUACGAGAACAGAAAGCCACCAUGGAUCAACCAUCCGCAUCUGGAAUAGCUGGGACGUCUGAGGCCCAAACCACUUCUGGUAAUCUGGAUUUUUAUGUUAAUACCUCUCCCCAGUCUUCACAAGAAAAUUCACCUAGAGCUUAUCCGGGGUAUCAAAAUCUCCGUACCCCAUUCUUCCCCCAAAAUCAGUCCACUCCACAAUUAAAUCUUCCACCACUCUAUCAGCUCUUCCAAAAUACUUCUAUUGCUCCCGAAACCACUUUUCAAAACCAAUCCUAUGGGAUGCAAGGUCUAGGGCAAAACAAUCCAGUCUUCCAGCCCAGACAGAACCAACCGCCAGUAACACAAAAUCCACCCCCUACUCAGCCACAAAAUCAGCCUUUCCAACCCCAAUAUCAACAAUUCCAUCAAACCCAACCUCAGCCAAAUAUCAUCCGUCCACAACCCAUUAGACCCCAACCAGUUCAUCAGCCGAGAUAUCAAGCUCCUCCUUACCACAACUAUGUCCCACAUGACAAUCCACUCUAUCAAGGAGAGAGCAUUGCAGACUUCCUAGCCCCCGAGAUCACAGAGUAUGACAGUAUUCAGGUACCGGGAAUUACUGCACCCCGUUACGAGAUCAAGCCGGCGGUGAUCAAUAUGGUCCUAAACAAUCAGUUCGGAGGGAGCCCUACGGAAGAUCCAGUGGCACACAUUACCAAAUUUCUGAGGAUGUGCCAGACUUUCAAGAUUCCUGGGCUAGAUGAUGAUCAGGUACGGAUGUUACUAUUCCCUUUCUCUUUGAGGGAUGACGCGCAGAGGUGGUUGGAUAGCAAUCCACAUCACCACAUUCAGACUUGGGAUCAGCUGCACAAGGCCUUCAUAAAAGAAUACUUCCCAACAUCAAAGGCCAUAAAGUUGAAGAAGCAGCUACAGGAAUUCAAGCAAGGUUCUUUGGAGACACUAGCUGAGGCGUGGAAGAGAUUCAAGGUGCUGAGAAGAGCUUGCCCUCAAGGCAAGAUGACUGAUUGUGAGGUUCUAUCUUGUUUCUAUAGUGGACUCAACAACGAAGGAAAGAUGAUGCUUGAUGCUGUUAGAGACCUCCAGAAAUCCAGAACAAUUACAGAAAGAUUAAGAAGAAACAGAUGAAUACUUUUAUUGAAUCAAGAAGAACAGUACAGUAACCAGGCCGAAGCCCCCAAAGAUAAGAGAAACCGACUUUCUCAGAUCUUCCCAGUUCCCAGAGACUAAACAGUCCAAAAGCCUCCUUAUGCCUUCCUUCCCCUUUCUAUUUAUAGUAUAAGCUCUCUUAUUAUUCUCUAUAAUAAUAGGCCCAAAAUAACAGGCCCACUAAGCAGUGUCUAUUCUUCUAGUAUUCCUAUUAGAAUUAUUAUUAUUAAUCUAAUAGGUAGAUCCCUAACAAUACUCCCUCCCUAAACAUCCACCUUGCCCUCAAGGUGGGUGGUAAGAGAUAGCCAAGAUCUUUUGCUUCAUCCUCUUCCUUGCGCUUCUACCUUCCCAAUAUCUAACUGAUUUCUGAGAAAAGAGCUUCUCUACUUGAUUAUUCCAAUUCAUAGAUGUUACUGCAGCAUAUAAUAUCUCUGAUGAAUUUUCAGUUUCUUCAUUAGUCUUCAGGCCUUCAAUAGCCACCAUUAUCUCCUUAUCUUCCUGAGGUGUACCACCUACACCAUUAGCAGAACUUAUGUACAUGCCCUGAAACUCUUUGCCAGUGUGAUGCAACGAUAAAACCAAGCAACAUUUAGUGUCUGAGGAUUCAGAGUCAACUCCUUCAACACUAUAUUCAGUGUCUGAUCUGAUCUUCUUCCGUGGUCCUUCAGUUUCUUCCAUCUGCUCCAAGCUAGACAACUCCAUCUGAUUUAAAGCAGUAUUCCCUUUAAUGAUGCAAUUCUUGUCUUGUUGUCUCCACUUUAAGAUUUGCUCCUUAAAGUUAACCUCCAUGUCUCCCAAUCCAGUUAGCCAGUCCAUUCCCAGCACUACAUCAGUGCCUCCCAGCUCUAGCAGGUAGUAAGUCUGCUGAAUAUCUAUGCCUUGAAUCUUCAUCUUUACCAUAUUACUUCUGCCCGCAUUGGUAAUGCAUUUACCAUUCCCAAUUUGGACCUUAUACCCCUGUAUAGGUUGAAAAGGAAUGUUGUAUUCUUCCACUAAUUUCUGUGAUAAAAAAUUGUGUGAAGCUCCAGUAUCAAUGAGGAUAUUUACCAUCCUCUCUCCUCCAGGCCAGCUCAUUUUACCCUUAACCUUAAAAGUUUUUAUAGAAGAUAUGCCCUCCUUACUCCAAAUGGACAGCUGCAUAGUUUUAUGUUCCAUGUGAGUAGCCUUAUCCCUCUCAGAACUACCAGAGUCUUCCUCAGAAUUUUCUUCACCUUCAGACUGUUCCACCAGAACCAUUUUGAAGUUUUUCAUCUUACAUAUAUGUUCUCUUCCCCACUUAUCACCACAUUUGAAACAAAGCCCCUUUUUGCUCCUCUCCAUUAACUCUUCUUGAGAUAAUCUUGGGCCACUUUUCUUAUUCUGUUCUCCUUCCUCUCUGUUGAUGUUGAAAUCCUCAGUCCUCUUGGAUACCAUCACAAGAUUGCCUUUGUAAUUUUUCCAAUUCCUGUCAUCUCCCCAAUUCUGAAUUUUGUUCUGUGAUUUCUUCCUCCCCUCUUCCUUGUUCCUUACAAUCAAGGCUUCCAGAUUCUUGUUGUCAAUUAAAGUAGCUGUAUCCAUUACUGCUGCCAAGGACUUUGCAGAAUAUAGCUUCAAUUCAGCUCGGACAUCUCUCCUUAAUCCCUUCAUAAAAAUCCCUCUCAGGACUUCUUCAGUGAGGUGUCCUUGAAAAGCUAUGGCUGUUUCAAAUUGAUCUCUGUACUCUUGUACUGUCCCCUUCUGUUUUAAACUUAAUAAAGGUCCUAACGGAUCCUGCACCAAAUCAGGUUGAAAACGCUUCGCCAGAGCUUUUGUGAAAGUCUUCCAGUUUUGUCGAUGAGCUUGUCCCUCCCACCAUUGGAACCAACUCAGCGAUUGGUCUUCCAUAGCCACCACUGCCACAUCAAUUUUGUCCUCCUCAUCAGUACGGUUCAACCGGAAGUAUCGGUUCAUCCGCACCAGCCAACCGAACACGUCCUUUCCGUUAAAAAUAGGUAGAUCGAUCUUCCUUCCAACCGGAUGUUGCUUCCUGUGAAUCCAGUAUGGAUCACGAUGGCUGUUCGAUUCAGAGUGUUCGGAAUGAUGAUCUGAAUCAUCUGAGUGAUAGCUGUUCUUCCUGUGUUGAUGAUGAGUGCUGUGAUGCGAGGUAGUUGUUCGAUGCGAAGUACUGGAUCUAUGCGAUUGAUGCGAUUGGCUCCUCGAUCGUUCCGAUCGAUUCACCUGCAACCUCGCGAUGUCAGUUUGCAUCGCUGCCAAUCUCUCCAGCAAAGUGUUUUGCAUUUCCUGCAAAUGUCGUUCAGUCCUCGCUUCCAUCUCUCUCUGAUUCCGUUCAACGUCGUUAGUUCUUCCCUCCAUUUUUUCGCGCGUGUAUCUCAUCCAGCGAUCGAACACGCUCUGAUACCAAUGUUAGAGACCUCCAGAAAUCCAGAACAAUUACAGAAAGAUUAAGAAGAAACAGAUGAAUACUUUUAUUGAAUCAAGAAGAACAGUACAGUAACCAGGCCGAAGCCCCCAAAGAUAAGAGAAACCGACUUUCUCAGAUCUUCCCAGUUCCCAGAGACUAAACAGUCCAAAAGCCUCCUUAUGCCUUCCUUCCCCUUUCUAUUUAUAGUAUAAGCCCUCUUAUUAUUCUCUAUAAUAAUAGGCCCAAAAUAACAGGCCCACUAAGCAGUGUCUAUUCUUCUAGUAUUCCUAUUAGAAUUAUUAUUAUUAAUCUAAUAGGUAGAUCCCUAACAGAUGCUUCGGGCGGUGGAGCUUUUCCUCAGUUGCCAUCUGAGGUUGCGGAAGAAUUAGUGGAGAAGAUUGUGUCUAAUAAUGCUUCAUGGUAUAGUUCUCGGGACACACCUCACCAGAAGGCCCCGGGAUUGUACGAGAUCAGUGAGAAUUCGGCCCUUUCUGUAAGGGUAGAUGCUUUGUCUAGUUUGAUUCAGAAGCUUGCUACUACGGUGGAAGACAAUCAAAAGAAGACGGAACUUGCUCUCUCGGUGCCCAGUGUGAAUAUGGUGGCCCCCGUUCCUAUUAGUCCCUCUUGUUCUAUGUGUGGGGGACUCCAUUCGCCACAUGAAUGCACGAUGAUGGCACACUCGGCAGCCCCUGGAGUAGAGCAAGUGGAUGCGAUGUAUUAUCAGCGCCAGGGCUACUACAAUCAGCCCUACGGACAGCAGCAGCAAGGGCAAUACGGGCAAGGAAAUCAGUAGCAGUCUAGAAACUUUAAUCAGCCCCAGGUACCACAAGGCCAACAACAAGCACCUCAACCGGCGCAAGGAAGCUUCAGAAAGGAGACUGAGCAAAAAUUUUCUAGCAUGGAAGAAGUGUUCAACAAAUUAGCACAAAAUCAACUGAGGGCGGACUCAAGGAUGAAUAACAUAGAGACUCAAUUGGGGCAGAUCUUUAAGGCUCUAUCUGAGAGGCCUCAGGGAUCCCUCCCCAGUAAUACUGAACCAAAUCCCAGAGAACAUGUUCAGGCAGUCACCUUGAGGAGUGGAAAAGAGCUGGAACCUGCUGCCAUAACAAAGAAGCCUGAUGAAGUUCAAGUUGAACCGGCUGUCCGGGAGGAAGAGAAGGAGAAAGAUGAGGGAAGAGAGGUGGCGGCUGCAUCAAAACAGUCCGUUCCGGUCAAGAAUUACACCCCACCUCUCCCCUAUCCGGCGCGAUUGACUAGGAAGAACGAUAGUGACCAGUUUGGUAAGUUUCUGCAUCUCAUGAAACAAGUGCAGAUUAACUUACCAUUCGUGGAUGCACUAGCUCAGAUGCCGAAGUACGCGAAGUUUAUGAAGGAUUUGCUCACGAACAAGAGGAGGCUGGAAGAAGCGUCUACUGUGACGCUUAAUGAGGAGUGCUCAGCUGUGAUACGGACAGAUCUGCCGAAGAAGCUUAAGGAUCCAGGUUCUUUUACUAUUCCCUGCUUUAUAGGAGAUCUUACUUUUGAUAGGGCCCUGGCUGAUUUGGGUGCAAGCAUUAAUUUGAUGCCUCUUGCUUUAUAUGAAAAGCUUGCACUCGGUCCACUUAAACCUACACGUAUGUGCAUUCAGUUGGCUGAUCGUUCAGUCAAAUAUCCCCAAGGGAUUAUUGAAGACGUGUUGGUUAAAGUGGACAAAUUUAUUUUUCCAGUGGACUUUGUUAUUUUGGACAUGGAUCAGGAUCGAGAGGUACCAUUGAUUUUAGGCAGACCAUUCUUGGCAACUGCCCGAGCACUUAUUGAUGUUGGAGACGGUAAGCUUGUCCUCCGCGUUGGAGAUGAGACUGUCACCUUUGAUAUGUCCAAAAUAAUGAGGAGGCCCUGUCAGGAUAGUGGAGAGUGUUUUUAUUUGGAUGUGGUUGAUUCUUUGGUGGAGGAUUGCAUUCCUAACGUGCUUUCUGAUGAAGCCUUCUUUGAUCUUCUUUUGGAUGAUAGUUUGUCAGCAGAGGAUCUUGAGCUCCUCCCUAGUUUUGAUUGUCUUAUGCUUGAUGGGGAGGAGGACUCAAGUGAUGCUAUUGAUGUGAAGGGGAAGGAAGAUGACUUAGAUAAGGUGGAGAAGGAAGACUGUCAGACUGAUUCUUCUAUUGUUACUCCUUCUCCAUUAAAUCUAAAGCCUCUUCCUUCCCACCUUGAGUAUGCGUUUCUUGAUGAUAGUCCUGACCUCCCUGUUAUUCUUGCAUCCGGGCUUGAUCCAUCCCAAAAAUCUGCAUGUCUUGACUUGCUUUGUGAACAAAGGGAAGCUCUAGCCCGGAAACUUUCUGACAUGAAAGGAAUCAGUCCUGUUUUCUGCACUCAUAAAAUUUUGAUGGAAGAUAAUGCUAAACCGGUAGUGCAGCCACAGAGGAGACUGAAUCCUAAUAUGCAGGAGGUGGUCAGGGAGGAAGUCAUCCGUCUGUUAGAUGUAGGGAUUAUUUAUUCAAUUUCAGACAGCCCUUGGGUCAGCCCGACCCAGGUGGUUCCCAAGAAAGGGGGGAUGACUGUGGUUAGGAAUGAUAAAGAUGAGUUGAUUGCUGCACGUACGGUCACCGGAUGGCGGGUUUGCAUUGAUUACCGAAGAUUGAAUGCCGCCACCCGGAAGGACCACUUCCCCCUCCCCUUCAUUGAUCAGAUUUUAGAGAGGCUAGCAGGGCAUAAGUUUUACUGUUUCCUUGACGGGAUGUCGGGAUACUUCCAGAUCCCCAUAGCCCCCGAGGACCAGGAUAAGACCACUUUUACAUGUCCAUUCGGUACCUUUGCUUAUCGGAGGAUGGCGUUCAGAUUAUGUAAUGCCCCUGCUACCUUUAUGAGAUGCAUGCUUGCUAUUUUUGGGGAUUUCAUUGGGAAGUUUAUGGAGGUUUUUAUGGAUGACUUUUCUGUGUAUGGUGAUACUUUUGAUGAGUGCUUAGAGAAUUUGAAGAAAGUCCUGGUUAGGUGUCGAGAGGUGAAUUUGGUACUUAAUUGGGAGAAGUGCCACUUCAUGGUUAGUGAGGGAGUGGUCCUAGGGCAUAAGAUUUCAAGUAGGGGGAUUGAGGUUGAUCCGGCUAAGGUUGAUGUGAUUUCUAAAUUACCUCCCCCUACUUCGGUCCGUGCCAUUAGGAGUUUUCUAGGCCACGCAGGUUUCUACCGUAGGUUCAUCCAGGACUUUUCUAAGAUAGCCCGACCCAUGACUAAGCUCCUUGAGAAGGACACGCCGUUUGACUUCUCAAAGGAGUGUUUAGAGGCUUUUGAGUGUUUGAAGGAGAAACUGGUCAAGGCACCGGUGGUAGUAGCUCCUGACUGGUCUUUACCUUUUGAGAUUAUGUGUGAUGCUAGUGAUUUUGCAGUAGGAGCCGUUCUUGGGCAGCGUCGAGAGAAACAUUUUCAGCCUAUUUCUUAUGCUUCUAAAACUCUCGAUAGUGCCCAAGAAAACUACACUACCACCGAGAAAGAAUUGCUUGCUGUUGUGUUUGCUCUUGACAAGUUUCGUCCUUAUCUGAUUUUGUCUAAGGUUGUGAUAUUCACCGAUCAUUCUGCUCUUAAAUAUUUGAUGCAAAAAGUGGAUGCUAAGCCUAGAUUGAUUCAGUGGAUAUUACUACUCCAGGAGUUUGAUAUUGAGAUAAGGGAUAAGAAAGGGGCUGAGAAUUUAGCGGCUGAUCACUUGAGUAGGUUAGAAAACCCCUUUCUUGAUUCCCUGAGUGAGAGAGAUAUUGAGGGUACUUUUCCUGAUGAGAGACUUUUGAGGAUCGUUGAUGAGGUGCCUUGGUUUUCUGACAUCGCCAACUAUCUUGUUGGGGGUGUUGUUCCUUCUGAUUAUACACCUCAUCAACGAAGGAAAUUUUUUGCUGAUCUGAAGUAUUAUUUCUGGGAGGAACCAUAUUUGUUUCGUAUUUGUGCUGAUCAGGUUGUUAGAAGAUGUGUUCCCCUGAGUGAAGGAGUGGAAAUUCUUAAACAUUGUCACUCUGGACCGACUGGGGGACACUAUUCUUUUAACCGGACAGCUCGUAAGGUGUUGGAAUGUGGUUUCUUCUGGCCCACUUUGUUUAAAGAUGCUCUAACGUUUGUGCAGGAAUGUGACACGUGUCAACGCACCGGGGCGGUUACCAAGAGGGAUGAGAUGCCCCAGAAUUUUAUACUGGCUUGUGAGGUAUUUGAUGUUUGGGGCAUUGACUUCAUGGGGCCGUUCCCGGGUUCUAAAGGUAAUAAAUUCAUUCUGCUUGCUGUGGAUUAUGUCUCUAAGUGGGUUGAGGCUGAAGCUCUGCCCACAAAUGAUGUUAGAGUUGUGAUUCGUUUUCUGAAAAAGUUGUUUUCUAGGUUUGGAGUGCCACGAGUUUUGAUAAGUGACAGGGGUACCCACUUUAGGAAUGAUCCGAUGACUCGCCUUCUGGCAAAGUACGGGGUCACUCAUAAAGGGGGCGUCCCUUAUCACCCUCAAACUAGUGGCCAAGUUGAGAACUCGAAUAGGGACAUUAAGACCAUCCUUGAGAAGACUGUUGAGACCCAUAGGAAGGAUUGGUCCGAUAAGUUAGAUGAUGCGCUGUGGGCACUGCGUACAGCGUAUAAGACACCCAUUGGCACUACUCCGUUUCACUUGGUUUAUGGGAAGGCGUGCCACCUUCCGGUAGAGAUAGAGCAUAAGGCAUACUGGGCCUUGAAAACACUGAAUAAGGAUUUGUCUUUGGCGGGUCAUGAACGGCUUUGGAAGCUCAACGAGUUGGAUGAGUGGAGGCUUAUGGCCUAUGAGAACUCUAAGAUUAGUAAGGAGCGUACCAAAGCCUAUCAUGAUCGGCACAUUAAGCAAGGAAAAGAGUUUUGUAAGGGGGAUCAAGUUCUGCUAUUCAAUCCCUGAAUGAAGAUUUUUAAAGGAAAGUUGAAGUCUAGGUGGUCUGGUCCUUUUGUAGUGAGCGAAGUUUUUCCGUAUGGAACUGUUGAGAUUGAUCAUCCUGAGAAAGGCCGUUUUAAAGUUAAUGGCCAUCAUUUGAAGAAAUACUACGGAGGACCGCUAGAACGCGAGCGUGAGGUGACCUUUGUCACGAAUUUAGAGAGAUGAGUGCGUAGUUGCGUCGGGCAAACGACGUUAAAAAUAGCGCUUCUCGGGAGGAAACCCGAGCUCAAUUUAUGCUUCAUUAGUUUAGUUUUGUUGCUUUUCAAAAAACCCACAAAAAAAAUGGAUUUUUGCCUGGCACGGUCGUGCCUGGGCAGGCACACCGUGCCUGCAAAAGGGGAAAAAUAUGUGAGGCUACUGCCAGCCAGGCACGAUCGUGUAUGGCUGGAGGCACGAUCGUGCCUGGGGCGCGAGGGGAACAUAGCCCACUGCUGCCCAGGCACGAUCGUGUCUGACCUAGGCACGAUCGUGUCUGACCUAGGCACGAUCGUGCCUGGGCAAUUUUACUAAAAUACCCCCGCGACUUUAAACAUACCUAACCCAUUCCCCUCUUUCCCUUUACGCGACCAGAGACCCAAGCCCCUUCCCCCUGCGAUCUUCCCCUUCGACCGAACUCCAGCGCAGCACCGCCAUGACCGCCGACCCACCACCGUGACCGCCGCGUCCGCCGCGACCGCCGCACCACCGAGCCCGACCGCCUCUCUCUUCUCUCUCUUCUCCAAGGUAUCUUCUUCUUCUUCUUCUCUUUUCUUCUCUUCUCUCCAUUAAUGGAGGUUUCUCCAAGCUUUUCUAGAAAUUCAAAUUAUUAUGCUCUAAAAUCAGGGAUUUGCAUCACCACGAUUAAAUUGAAGCUUGUAUUGAUGUUAUUGAUGUUCUUUGUUGAUGAAUUUGACUCUUUUGAUUGAAAUCCCUAAUUUUUGAGCUAAUUUAGCCAAUUUAGGGUUGCAACUUGUUGAAUGUGAGAGAAUUUUGGGGAUUUUGUGCUUGUUGAUUAAAUUCAGGAAUGAAUUGUUGUUUGUGAUGUUGAAACCUUGUUGUUAAGACAAUUUGAGCAUAAAUCCCCAAUUUUAGGCCAAACUUUGUCCAAUUUGAGAAUUGAGUUCUUCCCCUAUUCUAAUUAUCUCUCUAAAUCUUUUGGGAGGAACUCCAUUCUACAAACACUGUUGUGAUGAAUACGCUUUCUUGUGACCUUGUUUAUACCGUGUGUCGUUGAAAAUUUGAACUUUUAUUCAAAGAAGGGAAAACUGUCAAAUAGGUCCUCGAACUUUCAUAAAAAAGUCAAUUAAGUCCUUAUAUAGGACACUCUGUCCGGUCGUCGCGAUUUGGGGCGGUUCCCGGUAGAAUUUUUUGAUGAAAUUUUUUGAGCAUCUUAUUCAUCAAGUCUAGUUUACUCAUACCAAAUUUCAGCUAAAAAUUUAAUCGGGAGCACAUUCAAAUUAAUUCGAGAACGCGAAAAUGCGCAGUUAUCUUGAAGAAUUAAUUUGAAUGUGUUCCCGAUUGAAUUUUUAGCUGAAAUUUGGUAUGAGUAAACUAGACUUGGUGAAUAAGAUGCUUAAAAAAAUUCAUCAAAAAAUUCCACCGGUAACUGCCCCAAAUCGCGACGGCCGGACAGAACCUCCUAUAGAAGGACUUAAUUGACAUUUUUAUGAAAGUUCGAGGACCUAUUUGACAGUUUUCCCUUCAAAGAACUUUUCUUUGAUAAAAAUUCAAACUUUUCAACUAUUCUGGUUAAACUUGGGUUUGUUCUACUAUGAUGAUAGUUUCACUUGAUUAAUUGCUGACGGGGCCAUUGCUGUACUUUGAAAAUUUGUUCUAACAAUUGGAAGCCCCGUUGGAAUUCUUGUUUGGAUUUGUUUUGACAGAUGGCGCCAAGGCAGAAUCACACUAGAGGUGGAGGUGCUAGCUCUAGCCGAGGCAACACCGGCCGGUACCAGCCGAGGUUCCCGCAACUGCGGGACGAACUGAAGCAUACGGAGCUGCUGCAAAAGCCUAUGGGCACAUUUUACUUCCCGGAUGAGGACUCACUCACGGCGGAAGGAGUGAGGGAUGACGUGAUGUUCUUAUUGAGACGGGGGUGGUGGAGGCAUUUGUUUUUCGGGAUCCGUGACAUGACCUAUCGAGAGAUUACUUGUGAGGUGCUGGCAACGUUCAAGAUGCCGAAGGUCAUCCCUAUUGCUGAUAACCGUAGGCCCGUCAUCAAGUUCCGGGCAUUCGAGGAGGACCAUGCCAUCUCCAUGGCGGAGGUGCGCUAUCAUUUGGGCUUUACGGGGAUUGAGGAUGACGGUCAGCACGAGGCUUCUUUGACAGACUUUCCACCAGGCGUAGACCGCCAGGCAUUCUGGGAGUCGAUCACGAGAGAUGGCGGGACUUACAGACCGAAGAUGUCCCCUAACACUCUACUUUACCCCCGCCAGUACCGCAUUAUACACGCACUCCUUUCCUCCACCAUCACCGGCAAGGCCGAGGUUGCCAGUAAGGUCACUCAGACUGACCUCUUCUGCUUAUACUGUAUGAUCCACAACCGCAAGCCCCACAUGGGCUAUCUCAUAGCCAAACUCCUCCACCGCCAAGCCACGAACCACAUAAAGGCCAUCUAUGUUGGCCCAUUCAUUACGAGACUGUUGACUGGGAUGGGGUUCGGGGGCCGAUUUCUGAGGAUGGAGGAGAGCUCCAGUUUUGUUUCUUUGACCCGGCUCCCCGAGGUCAACACUGGCGUAGCGAGGAGUAGGACACAGCCGGCAGCAGCAGUAGGAGGAGGAGGACAGCGGGCUGAUGAUGAUGAUGAUGAUGACGUUGAUGAUGAUGAUGAGGUAGAGAUGGAGGCUGCUGCUCACGAGGUUCCAUACGAUGCACCCCCCUACGACACAGCUUUUCCGGAUUCUUGGGCGGGGAUGCAUGAGCACCAGGAUGUUGUGUAUUGGCAGCUGUCCGCGGAGCAGCACGAGAGAUUUGAUCAGAUGCGCUUCGAGCAGCAGGACUUCUACAGAGAGAUGAGGGAGGACCAGACACUCCAUUAUUCACAGCUCCAGUCUCAGUACACCUGGAUUGAUGAGAGACUCACUUCCAUGGAAACUAGCUGGAGUUCGUUCUUUGACGCUUAUCCACCGCCACCCCCUCCCGAGUAUUAGAUGUCAUUUAGAUUGUCCUCUGCUAGCAUCUGUAUCAUCAUUUUGUUGGAUGACUGUACCGUAAACACUAUCACACUCACACUCUCACUCUUACACUUAACGCUUUUUAUUAUGCUUUGCUUUGUGUUCAUGAUGUGUUGCAGCUUAGUGGAUGAAUGUGUUUGUGAGAAUCAAGACCCAGUUCUGUUCCUGACUGACCAACGCGAUAGGGGAGUUUCCAUGAUUCUUUGUACUCAAUGCGUAAUGUUAACUUGAGUUGUUUUUGAGCACGCGUGACCCUUUCCUCUUUACCCCUAGUACAUAAUGCAUAUUUGGUCAUCGAGGGCGAUGCCAAAGUCUCAGUGUGGGGGAGUGAAUUGGGCAUUCGGGCAGUAGUUGUCACAUGUGAUUUGUUAGAGUUAGCAUGCGCAGGUGUUAGCUGUAUAUUCAUAGGAAAUUCAUGCAAAAUUUUUGAAAAUUUUUCUUUAAAACUGUGUCUUUGUGAGCUGGCUAGCGUUUUGACUAUGCUUUUAGAACAUCUUUGAAGUGUUUAGGCUUAAAUUGCUUGCACUAUAAUCUAGUUGUUGAGAAGAUGAAGGCAUUAGUCGCCCAUUGAAUGAAUCAACAAAAUUCCCAUUUGACCUGAAAGAACCCUUUAGGAGAAGCCAUUUUGAGCCUAACCGUUCUUUGUUACUCAAUUAAUUAAGCUCCAUAGCCAAAUGACCUGUUUCCUUACCUGUGAAUAUUUCUGACUUGGUCUUGAUGUUUAGGGAAUUAAGGGAUUAAUUUGUUAAGUUUAGGGAAUUGUGUGUAGGAGUCAUUUUGGCACUGUUCCUAUGCCCCAAAUGGGGUAAGAGCGGUCACUUUUUAGGAAUUUGAUACUUUCGAGGAUUGCAGUGUAGGCAUGGUUUCACUUUGAAUUAAUGAACUAUAAAUUGCUAUUUUUCCUUGGUGAGGCUGAGAUUAGAAUGGGGUAAUGUCUAGUGAGAAUCCGAAAGGUGAAAAAUUAAUAUAGCUAGACCUCUUACUUUGCGAAGAAGAGAAUGGGAGCCCCGGUCAAAAAGCGUAAGAUGAGACUUGGGUAUCUUUCGAAAGAAACGGCGUUCUCGUGCCAACAUGACAAGGAAAACUAAACUAAAUUAAUGAACUUGGAGGCUAUUGAAAAAAAAUAGCUUUAGUCCUCCGCGUACUUCAAGUAUACGUUGAAGCACAAAUGUGCCGAGACGGUUUAGCUUAGUUGUACACCAUGUCUACUCUUUGCAUAAGUUUAAAUGAUUGUUCCUAAUUUGUGGCCUACUGAGUUCCUUGUUCCUAAGAAUAACCCUGAAGUUCCUAAAUACAUUAAGUCUUUGUUAGGAUAUUCCUAUCUCUCAAAAUAAAGGGACUAUUAUCAUUAGCCAUUCACCAUCACAUUCACAAGUCCUUCUGAUCAGUAGCUAGCUUUUUUGUGUAUGCUGUCACUACUUUGAGGAUGUUGUGAAUAAUUGUGUCAAAUAGUUUAGCUUGAGUACAAAGGUAUAGUUUAGGGAAGAAUUUUCUUGAUUUAAAUUGUCUGUCCUGUGAAUAUCCCGUUAACUACGUGUGUAUGCUAACUAUUUUAAAUUCCGUGUGGUGAUUAUCGUAAGUCCCGUUGUUCGAUUUGCUUGAGGACAAGCAAAAGCUUAAGUGUGGGGGAGUCUGAUAAGUCCGUAUUUAGACACGCAUUUGAUGCGUGUUCAGGUCGGAUUUUGAUGAUUUUCCUGGCUUUAAGGCGUCGCAAGUCUCAAUUUUGGCUCAAGUUGUGUUUAACAGGCAUUGGAUCGAGUUUCAUUGCAUUUGAAGAUGAUUUGAAGAAGUUAGAGUCCGGCAAUCGGCGCUUGAGAGGCAUUUGGGAAGGAUUUGAAGGCAUUCGAGAGAGAUUUGGAAGAUUUGGAGGUCACCGGGAGAUUCACGACGAAAUUCUGGUGAAGAAAGAGCAUUUGGGUCGACCUCGUAGGCAUUCGGAAGCAUUCGGAACGAGAAACGAAGAAAAACGAUGAAGAAAUGGUCAGGCACGGCCGUGCCUAGGGCAGGCACGAUCGUGCCUGCCAUCUGAAUUGACGCGGAGCUACUGGCAACCAGACACGAUCGUGUCCGGUGCAGGCACGAUCGUGUCUGCAUCUUUUAAACGCGCAUGUUCCGCAGGCACGGUCGCAGGCACGAUCGUGCCUGGCACCGUGCCUGGCCGCGAUUUGUCCUAAUUCGACCCGAAUUCACUGUUUUCUAUAAAUAAGGCCUUCAUACCCACUUUUGAGGUUUACGAACUUUGGAGAGAGGCCUAGGGACGAGUUUACCUGCGUUUUUUUACGUUGUUUAAUCCAAGAACCUGGGAUUCUUUGUAAGUUCAAUUCUUUAAUUAUUGACAAUUAUUUCUAUUCAUCCCAAUUCUUUUGAUUCGUCAAUUAUGAGGCGUGAGUAGUUUAAUUAGGGAUUUGGGGUUGAUGAAGGGGUUAAUCAUGAUGUAUGGCUAGAUUCUUGUCGGUUUAAUUGCAUGAAUGUCGUUUAAUUUGUGUUUGAAUAAUUUAACUGAUAUCUUUUGUAACCUAGAUGGCCACUAGAAUUACAAUUGCUUAUAGAAUAAAUUAAGAGAGAUCUAAUUUGUUCUAGGACACAUUCACACACACUUAAUCGUUCGCUAAGAGAUUAGUAGCGAUUAAGGGGCCGUAAGCUCGCUCGUUUUGGCAAUAAUUUAGGAUCUUGUCGCAUGAGAGAUCAGCCUGGACCCCUAAAUUAUUGUACUCUACGCCGCGAGAGCGGUAAGAACUUAGUAAUGAUUAGCUAGGCUCAAUUAAAUUAAAUUCAUGUGAUUAGGCCUGUUUUGCCAGAAAUCUGGUUAACCCCGGAAUCAAUUCCUGUUCCCUUUGUCGUUAAUUAAGGAAAACCAAAUCUUUUUAUUCGCUCAUUAGCAUUAGUUUUAGUUUAAUCAAUCAACCAAUCUCGCACAACUGCAUUUUUAAUUUUAUUUAUUUCUUUUUAAUCGCUAAAUUUAGUUAAUCUUUAUUUUCCUUUUGUCCGUCCCUGUGGAGACGAUACUCGUACUUUACACCACUUUUCUACAACCAUUUUUAGUGCGAGAAAACACACAUCAAUUAUCUACCGCCAAGAUGAUUCAAUAGCCCACUUGUAUUAGUUUAAUAAUGCUAACUCAAUGCUGAAUUAUUUUAGAAUGAGAUUAUAUUGCUAAUGAGUAUUCAAAAGUUAACCCUUUACAAUGGCAUAAAUGAUACGUAGUACUAUUUAUACUGGAAAUGGGUAAGUGGGAUGGAUAACGUGGCCAACCCUGAGUGGAUGACGCCUUUGCCACUUGAGCACUCAUCCUUCCACUUGAGCACCCAUACUCCAGCAUUAAAUGCGCCCCUUUCCGCUUGCAAGCUAGGCUUCCCGAUCUGUUCUUUUGGGAUAAUCUAAUUGGCAGCCAUGAAUGAUGCUCCUUAUCUAUCAAGUAUUAUGCUCAGCCUGUUCCCGAAUGGAACAUGAUACAUUGAACAGGUCGUGCGGGCGUUCUGUGUGUCUGGUAUUUGUUGGGCUCCGCUACUUCUUUGGGCCCUAGGGAUAUUUGGGUCGAACCCUAAUAUCCCAACAGACUCUAUGUGAUAAAAAGAUGAGGAAAAAAUAAAAUUUAAAGAAAAAUAAAAUAUUUUGGAAAUGUAAAGAAAAAAAAAACAAUCGGGAAAAUGCAAUUUUAUUUUGAAUGAAUGUUUUAUUUUCCUUAAAUUUUCCUCAAUAUUUUGUUUUUCUUUGAAUUUUAUUUUCCCAUAAUCUUUUUUGUGACAUAGAGUUUUUGUCAUAGUUGAAGGAUUUAAUGGGUGGAGUUACUUAGAAAUAUAUUAUAUAUGAUAAUGCAAAAAAAAAAGAAAAAUAUAUUGAUGGUGAAAUUAAUGUAACAAGAAUAAAGAAGAAAAAAAUAUAAAAAGUAACAAGAAGAGAAAAGGGGAAAAGUAAAAAUAAAAAGAAAAUAUAACAAAAAAAUAGAGAGGAAUAUACAAUACUACAAUAGUGCUACUUCAAAUGUAAAUAAAAACAUCUAGUAAUAGUUGUGUCCAUUACUUUUAUUGUCAUAUUAGUGUCUUUUUCAUAUUAAAAAGAAUAUCGUUAUUUCUUACUACUAAAUAUAUAUAACACGCAAGGUUUUCCUAGAAAAUAACUCAUAUCAAAGCUAAAGCUAGAAUGUGAUUAAAGUUACUAUGUGGUAAUAUGCAUAACUCAAUAGUGAAUGAUCGUUGUAGCGUAAAACUGAACUAAAGUUGUCACUAAAGUUACAAAGUAUUAUAGAUCACAUUUUAUCCAUCAUUUAAUCUUUUACUAUUUAAAGUGAAUUGUUUUUUAAAUAUAAAAUGAGUUGUUCUGUAAUACAAUUUUAUUGUUUGAAACAAGAAACAAUUAGAUAUAUUUAUGACCAAAAUAAAUUUGUUUCAGAUAAUUUGACCCUGAAUGUAGUGACGACUGACAAUAUUAUCCGAGCAAGGAGUGAAAUAUACAAUGUGGGCGAGAGUACAUUUCACUACUUAAAAGACCACAUUUACAAAAAUUUGGACAAUUGAGGGGUGACAUUUACAAUCUCAGAAAUACAUGUUUGAGAUAUUAAUUUUGUGGAUAACUGAGGGGCCAUAUAUGCGAUUUUCUCCCAUAAAAUUUGUUUUAGAAGGGUUUUGCCAAGAAAUAAUUAUAACACAGAAGAGUUUGAUGCAUUUUUUAAAUGGCUAGCUAAUGCGCUAAAUUUAUAUAGUGGAAUUGGCUCAUAUAGGAGUAAACUUUGGGAGAAAUUCUUAAAUAGGAGUAUACAUGUUUUCUUCUCCAAAUAGGAUCAUAUUACUCCUAUUCAAAACAUACGGACUUUUCAAUUCCAUUAUUACCCCUACUAUAUUUAACUCACGAUAGAUCUACUCUUUCCGCUCACCUUCUUCUCCCUCCUUUCUGCGCACCAUCCUCUCCCCUCUCCAUCGUUCGGUUUUUCCCCCCUGCAAAGAUCCAUCGGCUUAUUCCCUGCAAAUCAGACCAGUCGACUUCUUCUGUUGCCGCUGACUCCACUGCAUGCUGCCUACAAAUCAGGGAUAGCGAUGACGGCAAUUUUAGCCGGCGAGGUAGGUUGGGCGGCGGUGACGGAGUUGGAAGGUCGCGGCGGCCGAUAGCUAUGGCAGUUGGACGGAGAUGGAUGACAACGCUGGUAUUGGAGGUGGAGGUGGGCAACACCUGUGUGGGAGGCCGGAGGCGGAGGCAGUGAUGAGCCAAUGCUUUUUUACCGACUCUUGAAUGAUGAGCCUUCAAUUUCAAGUUGCUUACGUGAUUUACAAGAGGGUUAUUUUUGUCAACUUGGUCUUAAAAGACUCCUAUCAAACAUAGGUUACGUGAAUACUCCUAUUUUGACAAAUUAUAAACUUUUUACUCCUAAAUUGGUAAUUAACUCAUUUAUAUAUCAUGAAGGGGUUUGAUACAUUACACCCGAGCUGAAAAUUAAGGAAAAGUUUACAACCCAAAAAAGGAAAAAAAACAUACAUUCAUGCUAAGUAACUAAGGCAGUGCGCAUGACUCAAGGUAAAAAAAGUUACAUAGUAUAACUUUUUCAUCUAUACUUCACAUAUUACAAAAAAUAUAUAUAAAAAAUCGUAAAGGAUUAUGAGAUUUUAUAUGACAUCAAUAAUGCAUCUAUAAAGUUUAAAAAAUAUGAAUUUUAAAGUGGUGAAUUUUUUUUAUAUUAGUCUAGAAAACACAAAUCAGAAAAUCUUACAUUGUGCCUCCACAAAUAAUCAAAUUGUACUUGAAUCUAUUUUAUUUUUAUUAACCGAACAGUGUAAAAAAGAAUUUUUACUGAAGUUUUAAUUUUUUAACAUUGAAAUGUG